Messenger RNA from Sarcophilus harrisii (Tasmanian devil), 1434 nucleotides. Its product is annotated as T cell receptor delta constant. The transcript has 5 exons. The record is from RefSeq and is a predicted model, not a curated record. Bases 330 to 1178 code for a protein of 282 amino acids. Lineage: Eukaryota; Metazoa; Chordata; Mammalia; Dasyuromorphia; Dasyuridae.
GGAAGAAAAACAAAAAUGCAAACAGUUUACAUUCAUUUCCCAGUGUUCUUUCUUUGCAACCCCUAUAUUCUUAGCUUUGAGAAUCUUCUAACCUUCAGAGUCUCUGAUAAUCUGGGAAGUGUCUGGCCCAAGAGACAAUUCCUGUAAAUUCAGGACCACCCUUGUUCCCUGUGAUCCCCUACAUCUUACCAACAACCUUUCCUGCUGCUCUGGGUUCUUCAUCCCCCUUACCUUCGUUACUUAGAUCUGAGCUAGAAGUGAAGAAAUAGAUCAGGGUUGGGGUGUGAGGGGAUUUAAGGGAGUCAAAGUUCUAUCUCCCAGGAGGAAGUAUGAAUGUAUUAUCUCUGCUUACUCUAUUCUCAUCUCUGCUUUAUUCAAUGGAACAACCAGUGCCGAAAGAAUCAGGGGGAGGCUCUCACACAGCUGGAAACAGCCUGAACCUCAAAUGUGAAACCUCUGAUUUCCAAUUCAAGACAAGCAAACUUGGCUGGUACCUUUGGGCACCUGGUCAUAUCCCACUAGGACUGACCAAUUUCGACAGUAUUUCUACAGAUGCCACUGAAGACCGAAUCAUCACCUCUAGAGAGGACAGUGGGAGCAGAAUUUUCCUACAGAUUAAGGACUUGGGCCUAAGAGAUUCUGGCCAAUACCAUUGUGUAAGGAGGGUGGGCACUGGAGAUGACAGAGACAAGUUAUUCUUUGGUCUUGGGACAGAUGUGACUGUGGAGCCUGGAACUCGAACCCCACUGACACCUAAUGUGUUCUUGGUGAGGAGCCAGGAUGUUGUGGCUUGCCUGAUCAGGAACUUCUACCCCAAGGAAAUCCAUGUGUCCUUGGCUUCCCCUGGGGCUUUGAUCUCAGCCCAGACCUAUGUUAUGGCUCCCAUGGCCAAUGGCAUCUAUAGUGCUGUACAGAUUGGCAGGAUUGGUGAGAAUGAUACAGUAACAUGCACAGUGGAGCAUCUUGGGAAAGAGAUACAUGUAUCCCACAAGCCAGAGCCUACUGGACCAAACCCUGGAAUUGCCCCUAAUCAGAAACAGUCUUGUUCUGGGCAGGAUCUCUUGGAAGGAAAUGAGCAGAGGAAUAAGCUGCUACUCAGUGUUCUGGGCCUGAGACUACUAUUCAUGAGGAUUAUGAUCAUCAACAUCUUCUUCACUGCCAUGGCCUUGAUCUUCUGAGGAAGAACCUGAGGAAGAAGUUCUAAGAAACUACUACUUGGAUUCUGAAUCUCUUCUGGGGACUCGAGAAUGACCUCUGGAUAAUCUGAAGAUAACUCCAGAAUGACCCCAAGAAGCCAUAAUUAAACCAGUUACAUACAAUCCCCUUUGAACUGCAGACUCUUCAGUCCUGAGUCUAUAUUUCCCUUGAUGUAGCAUUCCUAAUUUCCUUAUUCCUGCAAUAAAGACAAGAAAGCCUUCUCUAGGCUUCUAUAUA